This is a messenger RNA of Camelina sativa (false flax), 1195 nucleotides long. Its product is annotated as F-box protein SKIP8. The record is from RefSeq and is a predicted model, not a curated record. Lineage: Eukaryota; Viridiplantae; Streptophyta; Magnoliopsida; Brassicales; Brassicaceae. Gene Ontology annotation, molecular function: protein binding.
UGAUUUGAUAAACAUUUGCGAUGGUCAGUUACAAAGUUGGAGACCAAAAAAAAAUUGCAAAUCUGUCUUCCUCGUCUCGCCAAAUUUAUUUUCCGAUUCAAUUCUAGGGUUUCGGCAGAAGAAGGAAACCACCGUUAAACCCUAAUCGCAGUUACAAAUCGCAAUCGUUUCUUCCCACACUUCUCUUCGCGUCUCUCGAUCUGUCAGAAAACUGGACAACAAACCUAUGCCGUCGACGCCGCUGAUGAACGGUGGUACGCCUCCUCUUGGUGGCGGAGAUAGAACGGAUGUGGCGAACGCGGUGGUGGUGGUGGAUGAUAAGCCAGGAGUGUCGAUGAUGGAGCAGUUGGUUCCGGAAAUAACGACACACGCGCUUAGUUACUUGGAUUAUCCAAGUCUUUGUCGCUUGUCUAUGACUAAUUCGUUGAUGAGGAAAGCUGCUAAUGAUGAUAAUGCUUGGAAAGCUCUUUAUCACAAGGAUUUUACAUUGGAGCAAGAUGGUAUAACACCAGUUAAUGGGUGGAAAGCUUACUAUGCAACUACUAGAGCUAUUAUUAGUGUGAAUACUGAAUUCUUCAGCAUCAUUAGAGACAGAGCUCUUCAAGAGAUGGCUCGAUUGUGGUUGAACUCGGACUAUGUGAAGUGUAUUCAUGCCUCGGGCGAACUCUUCUCUGGGUACAAUGAAGUGAUGCAAAGCUGGCAACUCUGUUUCAACUGGGAACAAGGGUUUGACUUUCAGGUCCACACUGUUCGUACUCGGAUACUAACGGACAUGGCUUGGGUCACCAUGAAAGCUUACCUGAACGUGGAUGGUGGUCCGUUCCUGAUCACAAAUGUGUUCGAGUUCCACAAUGGAAGGUGGCACAUGGUUCAUCAUCACAGCUCUGUGAUGCUCAACGAUGAUCAACAAGUUGUUGUUCAUUGAUGAUUAAUCUUUAGUUUUUUGGUUCCUUCUCUUCCUUUAUUUUCAAGGGGACAACAAAUAAAGAAGAAGAAAGAAACUGCAUAUUGGAAAUUGGCUUAUUAGAUUCAUAGUGUUAUUAUUUAGUUUUAAGUAACGACAUGUACUGAAUGUUUUUUUUUCUUUCAGCUGUUCUUGAAUGGUUGGUCUAAUUUUUAUUUUUCCUUUCUAUUUGGUUUUUGGGAUACAUUCAAUGGUGAGAAUGAGAAUUGAUCAAAAGUAUUGAUUAUCGUA